AAGUAUGUAAUAUAAACGUGUGCAACCUAAAGUUUAAUCUAAAUGCUGUGUGCAAUGUUAUGUGUAGCAUAGAGGGUUGUGUGCUGUGCCAAGCUUGUGGUGGUGUCAACGUGUGGGGAGUAACAUAAGCAUCUCUAAUACUGGAGGUAGAAAAGCUGCCUGUUUGGCGGCCAUCUUAACGAAUCCUGGCUUUUUUGUUGACAGAUUCGCUUUUUCUGUUUAUUGCUGCCGUUGUCAACUGACUUACAGGUAUUUCUGGCGUCUUUAAUCACGCGUCACGUUAUUUAUGAACCUUCAAAAUAAUCCUGUUAUACCAAACAAAUUUAAACGUCUAUUUCUGACAAUUCUGCAUUCACUUUUUACAGAUAACGUGUUUUGAAAAUUCAAAAAACUAAUUCCUCUUUCACUAUUUUACCCCACUACCAAGACUCUAUUUUGUUUUAAUUUCUGUGUAAUUAUUUUGAAAACCAAUAAUCAAAGAAGAAGGAACACACCUUCCGCUCCUACAUCUCUUUAACUUUACUGCUUUAUUUCAAAUAACAACCACAUCACUUUAUCACAAUACAUAUUUUUACAUUUUUACUUCCUCUCCCCCUCAACCGAUUUCAACAGUUACUAUUUCUUCCCAGAGUCAAAUAUUUUAUUUAAAUUGCUUUGCUUUAUUUUGUUUUUUUUUUCUUUGUCCUAUAUCAUAUUUCCUUAAAUUGUUAUUAAUCAGCAACCCUCAAAAUAUUACACUCCGUUGUCAGCGGUAACUUGGAUAUAUAAUUUUUUGUGUUGGAGAUAUGGAAAACAAAGAAGGUCUGACAAAACGACCUCUCGAAGACGUUGAUUGCUCUGCUAUGAAGAGACCACGUGGAAGUAAAACACGGAUCGAUGUCCGUGUUUUACUCCAGAGUAAAAAUGCCGGUGCCAUCAUAGGCAAAGGUGGUAACAACAUUAAAAGACUAAGAAACGACUUCAAAGCAAAUAUCACAGUCCCCGAUUGUUCGGGACCGGAAAGAAUCCUAACCGUCAGUACUGACCUCGAAACUGCCCUGGAAUGUUUGUUGGAUAUCAUUCCCUCAUUGGAAGAAUAUAAACAAUACAAAAACGGUCAGGAUUUUGAUUGCGAAGUGCGAAUUUUGGUUCAUCAGAGUCAAGCUGGUUGUAUAAUUGGCAGAGCUGGCUUUAAAGUUAAAGAAUUGCGCGAAAAAACCGGUGCCAAUAUCAAAAUUUACUCAUUAUGCUGUCCCCAGUCUACAGAUCGCGUUGUUGCGAUGUCUGGACAUCCACCUGUGGUCACAGACUGUAUAAGACAUAUCUAUCAGCUCCUGGAGGCUGCACCUCCGAAAGGCGUCAUUGAACCUUACGAUCCUCACAAUUUUGAAGAGUUUUAUGCCAACGAUUACGGUGGUUUCACAUUUACUGAGGGAGGACGUGGCCGGUUUCCUCGAGGUGUUUCCUCUAUGCGUGGGAAUUCCGCAGCACCAUUAAUGGGACAACAGAUAAGAGGGAGGUCCAUGAUGAGUGGCGGUAACGGAGGUGGAGGUGGCGGCGGUGGUAAUGGAAUGAACCGAGGAGGUGGAGGAACCAGUGGACUUCCUAGUUUACUGGGUAAUGCAAAUUGCCGCAAUAAUAUUGGAAUGCGCGGAAAUGCCGUAAACAGUCUCAUGCGAAAUCCAGUAGGUGUAAUGAAUGGUAGCAUGGGAGGUGGGCCUUCCUCUCGAUGUAGUGGUGGAAUGGGUGGACGAAAUGACAACCAACCAAAUUAUUACGGCGGAAACCAGCAGAACUUUGGUGUGCAAAACUACUCGCAAAACAGACUGAAUAGCGGAGGGAUGCCGAAUCAACAGAGCAUGCUUUUUGGCAGAGGUCAUAACUAAUUACCAGUUUUGUUUUCCCCCUCAUUUCAUGAACUGUCCUGGCUCAUCAUUAUUUUCUGGUGAUUGGUUGUGAAAGUUUGAUAUAGAUUACAGAAAGAAGAAAAA
Octopus bimaculoides (California two-spot octopus) is the source of this 1970-nucleotide messenger RNA. RefSeq names its product heterogeneous nuclear ribonucleoprotein K-like. Gene Ontology annotation, molecular function: RNA binding. Lineage: Eukaryota; Metazoa; Mollusca; Cephalopoda; Octopoda; Octopodidae. The record is from RefSeq and is a predicted model, not a curated record.